GCAACCGAACGGAUUACAAUUAACAGGAAUUUUCCUCGUUACGUCCACCUGAGCCGUGCUCGUGUUUGUGCCAGGGCGUGCGCGCUCCCGGUGACGUUUCUUUCCAAACAGGUUUGCCCAGCAGACACACCUGAGUCAGGAGCUAAAAGGAAGUAUUGUUGAGCGACUUCUUCAUUCUGUGUGUGACCUCUGCGGAAGACGGACCGAGGGAGAGAGAGAGAGAGAGAGACGCUUUUUAAAAGAAGAAACUUUUUUUGGACGGAAAAUCACAAUGAAAGGUUUUAUCCUUCUAGUCUUGGCUGUUUUUGCAGCUGUGGGAACCGUUGAAUCCUGUUCAUGUAGAACAAUGAAAUGGGCCAUCUGUGACGGUACUCCAUGUACAUGUAAACUCACCCUUGAUGAGUCUGGUUCACCACAACCCAUCGACUGCGAGAAAUUGGUUCCAAAGUGCUUUUUGAUGAAGGCUGAGAUGUACAGAGCCAAGAAUAAACUCUCCGUUCGAGGAGGCAUCGGCGGAAAGCCAGUCGAGACUGCCUUUGUGGACAACGACGGGAUCUACGACCCAGACUGCGAGGCUGAUGGUACAUUCAAGGCCAAGCAGUGCAACCAGACAGAGGAGUGCUGGUGCGUCAACAGCGCCGGUGUUCGCAGAACUGAUAAGGGUGACAAGAACAUCAAGUGUGAAGAGCUGGUGGAGACCUACUGGAUCCGUCUUGAGCUGAAACACACUGCAACUGCAUCCACUGUGGAUGAAACCUCUUUGAAAGAGGGGCUCGGUAAACUCCUCGAAAAGCGUUAUGGUUAUGACAAGACAUUGAUUCAUAAGGUUCAGUAUGACCCUGACGGUCGCUUCAUUGUGGCUGAUUUGAAGAAGGAAAUGGGAAAACCCGGCCCAAACCUUGGCAACAUGGCGUACUACAUGGAGAAAGAUCUGAAGGUCCUUCCUCUGUUCACGAGCCAGGAAAACGUCUCUCUUGAAGCAGGCACCCAGAACCUUAAGAUGGAAAAGAUCCUGGUGUACUAUGUGGACGAGAAGGCUCCAACUUUCACCAUGCAGCACCUGUCUGGUGGAAUUAUUGCUGUCAUUGUGGUUGUGGUGCUGGCUGUGGUCAUAGGCAUUCUGCUCCUGUUCUUUUUUAAUCGGAGACGAAAGCAGCAGCAGCAGUACAGCAAGACUCAGCAAAGGGAGAUGGAUAACAUGUAAAGCAACAAGAAGUCUAUGAUGAGUUGAACUGGACCUGAGGGAGUGUGCCAUUUUUGUUUUUAGACUUGUACUUAAGGAAUGGAGAUCCUCUCCAGAAAACCUUUUUUUUCCUGUGGGUUGCCCAUUUAUUUAAAUCAUGUGGAAACUUUUGGUAUAUGUAUCUAAAAAUGACUUUUAUUCUGAAGCUGGCUCUCAUGUAAUGCAUUUUGUUAGAAUCUGUUCAAUAACUGGAAAUUCUUAUAGAUUGUACAGUUUCUUAUGUUGUGUUUAUUGACUUUUUAAUAAAAAAUACUUUUAAAGUUC
This is a messenger RNA of Girardinichthys multiradiatus, 1507 nucleotides long. It is a transcript of the gene epcam, whose product is annotated as epithelial cell adhesion molecule. The transcript has 9 exons. Bases 272 to 1204 code for a protein of 310 amino acids. Gene Ontology annotation, cellular component: membrane. NCBI's taxonomy places the organism in Eukaryota, Metazoa, Chordata, Actinopteri, Cyprinodontiformes, Goodeidae. The record is from RefSeq and is a predicted model, not a curated record.